This is a messenger RNA of Diuraphis noxia (Russian wheat aphid), 1080 nucleotides long. Its product is annotated as ethylmalonyl-CoA decarboxylase-like. The record is from RefSeq and is a predicted model, not a curated record. Gene Ontology annotation, cellular component: cytosol. Lineage: Eukaryota; Metazoa; Arthropoda; Insecta; Hemiptera; Aphididae. Gene Ontology annotation, biological process: fatty acid beta-oxidation.
UUUAUCCUUUCCUAUACAGUAAAAAUGAUGUUGGACCUAGACGAGAUCACAGACACWUUGUACCAGUGGACCGAGUGCAAAGGAGCAAUAUUAUAUGGCGCUGAUGGGAAUUUUUGUUCCGGAGGAGAUUUGAAAUUAGCAAAAAAAAUGAGCAACUCGACGAACGGGUAUGCGAUGUCUGUUUAUAUGGGUAAUAUUCUCGACAAAUUCAAAAAGCUACCCAUUAUUACAGUCGCAUUUAUUAAUGGCACGGGUGCACUUGGCGGAGGUGCGGAAGUGACUACGGCGUGCGAUUAUAGACUGAUGUGCAACGUGGCAGAUAACACAGGCAUUGGGUUCGUUCACUCGAAAAUGGGCAUAGUACCAGCAUGGGGCUCCACCGGCCGGUUGGUGUCCAUCCUGGGGAGCUCCAAGAAGGCAUUGGAUCUGUUGCUCGAGGCCCGGACGCUGAGUGCCGCUGAGGCGAUGGACCUGGGUCUGGUGGACGGCACGGUGGCCACUUUGGAGGACGCURGARAGUGGCUGUCGGGCAAGAUUAAGCGGGACGUGAACGUUAUUCGGGCCAUAAAGCGAACGGYGCUGUGCUACGACRACGACGACAACUCGAAAGCUGACGCCCGAGAGCUGGAGCGUAAGAUUUUUGCACCACUUUGGGGUGGCACCGCCAACCAGGCGGCACUCCGACUGCGCUUGAAACACAACAGAUGAAACCAGUGACAUGGAGAAAUUGACAUUUUUUCUGAUGCUAGUCUAAUAUUCCACCCACUCAAAACCCGAUUGAAGCAUUUUUUUGUCAUAUUUUUUAACUAUAAUACUUAUAGUACACACACGUUGUAGUAAAUACCAAAAUACUGUAAUUAAUUCUAAAUCUGUGCCUCGGUGCCACUCUUUAAAAACUCAGAUGUAACCAUCCGAUUCGUCAUUCCACUGGAUAAAAUUGCAUAAUCAUCUGAUGAAAAAAUAACAUACUCCUGUCGUACUAUUAUACAUGGCUAUUUUUGUGGCUAUKAUAUUGUAAUGUUAUGGGACAUUUCACAUUUUUUGGAAAAUAUAUUUGUUUUUUUAUAACGAUUUACUAUA